Molecule: messenger RNA, 1596 nt
Organism: Colletotrichum paranaense
Lineage: Eukaryota; Fungi; Ascomycota; Sordariomycetes; Glomerellales; Glomerellaceae
Exons: 2
Coding region: 1-1596 (531 amino acids)
Biological process (GO): myo-inositol import across plasma membrane
Cellular component (GO): membrane
Molecular function (GO): myo-inositol:proton symporter activity
Source: RefSeq, a predicted model, not a curated record
AUGCCCGACUCAAUCGAUGCUCCGCUGAUGGCCGGCCGACAGGACCGAGACGACGAGCUUGACUACCGGGACGCGGAAGAGGAGGCCGAUGUGCUACCAGCGUCCAUGAAGCAUGCACGCCAAUCGGGCCCGAGUCUUUUCGUAUGGCUUCUCACAUUUGCUGCCGGCAUCAGUGGAUUGCUCUUUGGAUAUGAUACGGGCGUAAUAUCAGCAACGCUCGUCAAGAUCGACACCUCCCUAUCGAACCGAGUCCUAACGACAUUCGACAAGUCCAUCAUCACUUCCAGCACCGCCCUCUUCGCCCUUCUCGUCUCCCCCUUUUCCUCCAUCGUCGCCGACGCGCUGGGCCGCAAGCGCGUCAUCUUCGUCGCCGACAUCCUCUUCAUCCUCGGCGCCCUGAUGCAGGCCUGGGCCGGCACCGUCACCUCCAUGGUCAUUGGGCGAUCCAUCGUCGGCCUGGCUGUCGGCGCCGCCAGCUUCGUCGUGCCCCUGUACAUCGCCGAGCUGGCGCCCGCUAGCCACCGCGGCCGGCUCGUGACGAUGAACGUCCUUUUCAUCACGCUGGGUCAGGUAGUCGCCUACAUCAUCGGCUGGGCGUUCGCCGAGUACGGUGACCAGUCGACGGGGUGGCGCUGGAUGGUCGGUCUCGGGGCGCUCCCCGCGGCGCUGCAGUGCUCGAUCCUCGCCCUCAUGCCCGAGUCCCCGCGCUGGCUCGUUAUGGUGGGCCAGUCGCUCAAGGCCAAGAAGGUCGUCGAGAGGGUGCUGGGAAAUACGGUCGGCGGCAUGAGGAACGCCGAGGCGGUCAUCAAGGAGAUUGAGAUUGAGAUCAGGGAGGAGAGGGAGGUCAUGAGGCGUGAGGGUUCGCCGCGCAUGGAGUGGUGGGGAGGCUGGCAGGAGCUGUUCUCCGUCGGGAGAAACAAGCGCGCGCUGGUCAUCACCUGCCUGCUCCAGGGCCUCCAGCAACUGUGCGGUUUCAACUCGCUCAUGUAUUUCUCGGCGACCAUUUUCAAGAUGGUGGGGUUCGGCACGCCCACCCUCACCGCCAUGAGCGUCGCCGUCACAAACUUCAUCUUCACGGUCGCGGCGCUGUGCCUCAUCGACCGCAUCGGCCGACGCAAGAUCCUGCUCUACUCCCUGCCGUUUAUGAUUGCGGGCCUGAUGCUCUCGGCAUACGGCUUCUCCUUUGUCGACCUGCGGCCCGAAACGGCGGCAGCCUCGGAGGGCGGUACCGGCGAGGGAGCGGGCACGGACAGGGGCGCGGCGGUGCUGAUCCUCGUCAGCAUCAUGGGCUACGUCGCGGCGUACGCGCUGGGUCUGGGCAACGUCCCCUGGAUGCAGAGCGAGCUGUUCCCGCUCGCGGUACGGUCGAUUGGCAGCGGCGUCUCGACGGCGACCAACUGGGGCGCCAAUUUCGUCGUCGGCCUGACGUUCCUCCCACUCAUGGACGCUCUGAGCCCAUCGUGGACAUUUGUGCUCUACGCGCUCGUGUGUCUAGUUGGGUACGGGCUCAUCUGGCGCAUCUACCCCGAGACGUCGGGGUUGAGUCUCGAGGAGGCGACGAAUCUGCUAGAGAACGGAUGGGGCGUCCGACGAUAG